AGCCCUCUCCGGGCGCGGGCCGCUGGUUUGCCCGGGGGCAGGCGAGCCGCGGCGAAGGGCACCCUGGUGGAAAGCGGACGCGAGGCGCUGUGGCAGGGGAGAGGGACGAGCUGCCCUUCGUUGUCAGCCAGGAGCGAGGACACGGCGACGCUGCCAUCCGGCUGCCCGCGAUCACUCGGCGGCCGACAUGUCAGCCGCCGGCGCCCGAGGCCUGCGGGCCACCUACCACCGGCUCCUGGAUAAAGUGGAGCUGAUGCUGCCCGAGAAAUUGAGGCCGUUGUACAACCACCCGGCAGGUCCCCGCACAGUUUUCUUCUGGGCUCCAAUUAUGAAAUGGGGACUGGUGUGUGCUGGAUUGGCUGACAUGGCAAGACCUGCAGAAAAACUCAGCACAGCUCAGUCUGCUGUUUUGAUGGCUACAGGGUUUAUUUGGUCAAGAUACUCCCUCGUAAUUAUUCCAAAAAAUUGGAGUCUGUUUGCUGUUAAUUUCUUUGUGGGGGCAGCAGGAGCCUCUCAGCUCUUUCGCAUUUGGAGAUAUAACCAAGAACUAAAAGCUAAAGCAAACCAAUAAAAGAGUUCCUGACCACCUGAACAAUCUAAAUAUGGACAUAACCACUGGGACCUAUUUGAUUAUUGAUAAGGCAAUGCUAACUGUGCUAAAUUUUAGAGGGCACACAAAAAAAUUUAACUAACUGGUAGCUAGUGCUUGAUUCAACAGAAAAAUAAAGGAAACUUUUAAUAACAGUCUCUCUUUAAA
Lepus europaeus (European hare) is the source of this 757-nucleotide messenger RNA. It is a transcript of the gene MPC2, whose product is annotated as mitochondrial pyruvate carrier 2. The record is from RefSeq and is a predicted model, not a curated record. NCBI's taxonomy places the organism in Eukaryota, Metazoa, Chordata, Mammalia, Lagomorpha, Leporidae. Bases 188 to 571 code for a protein of 127 amino acids. The transcript has 5 exons. Gene Ontology annotation, molecular function: pyruvate transmembrane transporter activity. Gene Ontology annotation, biological process: pyruvate import into mitochondria. Gene Ontology annotation, cellular component: mitochondrial inner membrane.